Durusdinium trenchii is the source of this 1128-nucleotide messenger RNA. NCBI's taxonomy places the organism in Eukaryota, Dinophyceae, Suessiales, Symbiodiniaceae. The record is from the annotation of a GenBank genome assembly.
AUGGUCGCACCGAAAUGCCCUGGAACAGAGGUCCGUGAGGAGUACAAGCGUGGUUUCGGUGUGCCGACCCUGAUUGCCGUCCACCCCGAGAACGACCCGAAGGGAGAUGGCCUGGAGAUCGCCAAGGCCUACGCAGCGGCCACCGGCGGCGACCGUGCCGGUGUGCUGCUGAGCUCCUUUGUGGCUGAAGUGAAGAGUGACCUUAUGGGCGAGCAGACCAUCCUUUGUGGAAUGCUUCAGACAGGAGCAGUUUUGUCCUUCGACAAGAUGGUGGCCAACGGCAUUGAACCCGGCUACGCCUCCAAGCUGAUCCAGUACGGCUGGGAGACCAUCACCGAGGCCCUGAAGCAUGGUGGCAUCACUGGGAUGAUGAAUCGUCUAGACAACCCUUCCAAGGUGAAGUGCUUCGAGCUCGCAGCAGAGCUGAAGGAGAUCAUGAGGCCCUUGUAUGCCAAACACCAGGACGACAUCAUCACAGGGUUCUUCUCUGAGACGAUGAUGAAGGAUUGGGACAAUGAUGAUGUGAACUUGCUCAAAUGGAGACAAGAAACUGCGGAGACGGGGUUUGAGAAGACGCCUGCUGGCAACAUGCAAAUCAAGGAGCAGGAGUACUUUGACCAUGCUGUACUGAUGGUGGCGAUGAUCAAGGCUGGUGUGGAGCUGGCAUUCGAGGAGAUGGUGAAGGUUGGAAUGAAGCCUGAAAGUGCCUACUAUGAAUCCCUGCACGAGACUCCUCUCAUUGCCAACACCAUCGCAAGAAAGAAACUCUAUGAAAUGAACAAGGUGAUCUCCGACACCGCCGAGUAUGGCUGCUAUUUGUAUACGCAGGCGUGCGUACCCCUCCUGAAGGAUUUCAUGGCCAAGAUAGACACUAGCGUCAUUGGCUCCAAGUACAACAAAGGUGACAACGGUGUCGACAACCAGAAGCUCCUAGCGAUCAAUGAGGCCAUCGCCUCUCACCCGGUGGAGGCGGGGCGAGCUCGGUUCGUUUUGUUCGCCAUUCGGUUCAGAGUUCAGAGCGUGAAGCUCCAGCCUUCCUUUCUGCGGUCGGACCUGGUUGAAGCAUGUAGAAACGAUGGACUCCAGCAAGCCUGGUCUUUUUGUCCAGACACAGACACCUUUUUGUGA